Enterobius vermicularis (human pinworm) is the source of this 1632-nucleotide messenger RNA. NCBI's taxonomy places the organism in Eukaryota, Metazoa, Nematoda, Chromadorea, Rhabditida, Oxyuridae. The record is from the annotation of a GenBank genome assembly.
AUGGCAGCCAGUGCUAAAGCUGGUUUUAGAAAUGCUCGACCAAAAACAGUCCGACAGAUGACUAUCGAGGAAGAGAAGAGUGGAGAGUAUUUUCGGCAAGAACAAACAAUGGAAAUACUACCAUCUACAACUCAUUUGGAGCAUCUAAGCGGCUUAAAAAUGUCAGACCCACCUUCUUUAGUCCGAAAAACCGGGAUUAUUUGUACAAUUGGCCCUGUGAGUAGAAGCGUUGAUUUGUUGCAGUCGAUGAUACAUAACGGAAUGAACAUUGCACGGUUGAAUUUUAGUCACGGGUCUCAUGAAUAUCACGCUGAAACGAUCGCUAACAUUCGCGAAGCAGCUCAGAGCUUCAGCGUCCCUCGUAUAGUGGCGAUUGCUCUUGACACAAAAGGUCCGGAAAUACGGACAGGUGUAAUAGAACAGGGUGAAACGGAAGAAAUCGAGCUAGUAAAAGGGGCAGAUAUUUGUGUUACCACCGAUCCUCGUUUUGAAAAACGCUGUAGCACAAAGUGUAUUUAUGUGGAUUACAAAAAUAUAACAAAUUGUGUAAAAGUCGGCUCUCGGAUUUACAUCGAUGACGGUUUCCUCUCAUUAAUUAUUGAAAAGAUAGACACUGACAACUUAAUGUGUAAAGUCGAAAACGGAGGUUUGCUUGGAAGCAAAAAGGGAGUUAAUCUUCCGGGCCUUAAGUGUGAUUUACCAGCUGUCACCGAAAAAGAUGUUCAUGAUUUAAGAUUUGGUGUUGAACAGGGUGUUGACAUUAUAUUUGCGUCAUUCAUCAGGAAUGCAGACGGGAUAAGGGUUAUCAGAAAGAUUUUGGGCGAGGAGGGAAAACACAUUAAAGUUGUUGCAAAGAUUGAAAGUGAAGAAGGAGUUGCUAAUGCAGAUGAAAUAAUCGAAGUUUCUGAUGGGAUAAUGGUGGCUCGAGGUGACUUGGGUAUCGAAAUUCAACCAGAGAAGGUGUUUUUGGUGCAGAAGAAGCUAAUUGCCAAAUGUAAUAUAGCGGGUAAACCAGUAAUUUGUGCAACGCAAAUGUUAGAGUCGAUGACAAGGAAACCGCGUCCAACCAGAGCAGAGGGAAGUGACGUUGCCAAUGCUGUUCUUGAUGGGGCAGAUUGUGUCAUGUUAAGCGGUGAAACAGCUAAAGGAGAGUAUCCCUUAGAAGCACUAAAAAUUAUGCAUCAAAUUUGUAGAGAAGCUGAAUUGGCGGUUUAUCGGAUGAAACAUUUUGAAGAGAUACUCAGAGUGACGUCAAAACCAAGUGGUACUAAUAUAGCACAUACAAUAGCUAUUGCUGCAACUUCAGCAGCAGUAUCUUGUCAUGCUAGUGCAAUUCUACUGGUUACCACGACUGGCCGUACCGCAGGCUUGGUUUCAAGAUGCCAUCCCUCCGUCCCCGUUCUCGCAAUAUCUCGGGAGGACUUCGUUGCCAGACAGCUGCACUUGUUUCGCGGCGUAUUCCCAUUGUACUAUCCAGAAGACAAGGAUGAUGAUUGGCCUACUGAUAUUGACCGCCGUAUUAACUACGGCAUAUCCGUUGGUAAAGAACGGGGCUUUAUCCAUGAAGGAGACUUGUUAGUAAUAAUUACCGGAUGGAGAAGAGAAUAUUUACUCAGAAGUUGUAAACUUUGA